Nanorana parkeri is the source of this 2758-nucleotide messenger RNA. It is a transcript of the gene SLC7A14, whose product is annotated as solute carrier family 7 member 14. The record is from RefSeq and is a predicted model, not a curated record. The transcript has 8 exons. Gene Ontology annotation, cellular component: plasma membrane. Gene Ontology annotation, biological process: amino acid transport; transmembrane transport. Gene Ontology annotation, molecular function: amino acid transmembrane transporter activity. The coding region runs from base 259 to 2571 and encodes 770 amino acids. Lineage: Eukaryota; Metazoa; Chordata; Amphibia; Anura; Dicroglossidae.
CCUGCCUCCGCCCCCUCCCUGGCAGCGACAUAGACAGGAGACAUGGAGCUCAGCACUGCCUGCUCUGCCUGCUGAUUUCCAGGACUCGGUUGUUUGCAUCAAGAUCUUCAAAGGAGAUUAUAUAAAAUAUCAUGAGUUGCCUUUUGGAUCAAGAACAUAUACAACACAACUGAUACCUUAAAAACUGGAUGUUGGGAGAGUGUGUAGUGACCUCGACACAGCUGUUCUUGUCACUUCUCACUAAACAUCCUUUAAACCAUGAGUGGGUUUCUUUCAUAUCUGGACCCAAGACGGAUUCCAUGGCGGGCCACGUGGCAUGCAAUCAAUGCAAGAGUGCUGCGAACCAAGCCUGUAGAGUCUAUGCUAGAAGGAACUGCAGGAACCUCUUCUCAUGGAACCAAGUUGGCUCGCGUACUUACUACAGUGGACCUUGUUUCACUUGGUGUUGGCAGCUGUGUGGGAACCGGGAUGUAUGUUGUUUCUGGACUAGUUGCUAAGGAAAUGGCUGGACCUGGAGUAAUUGUCUCUUUCAUUAUUGCCGCUGUAGCAUCUAUCUUGUCAGGUGUGUGCUAUGCUGAAUUUGGAGUUCGUGUUCCCAAAACCACAGGUUCUGCUUAUACAUACAGUUAUGUCACUGUUGGGGAAUUUGUGGCUUUCUUCAUUGGGUGGAAUUUAAUCUUGGAGUAUCUGAUUGGUACAGCAGCUGGAGCGAGCGCACUCAGUAGCAUGUUUGACUCCCUCGCCAAUCAUACUAUCAGCCAUUGGAUGAUUGAGAGUGUUGGGACUUUAAAUGGAUUAGGAAAAGGAGAAGAAUCCUAUCCAGACCUCCUUGCUUUGGUCAUUGCAGUAAUUGUGACGAUAAUUGUGGCCUUGGGAGUAAAGAAUUCCGUUGGCUUUAAUAAUGUGUUGAAUGUGAUUAACAUGGCCGUGUGGGUGUUUAUCAUGAUUGCUGGCCUUUUCUUCGUCAGUGGGAAAAACUGGUCAGAAGGAAAUUUUCUACCAUACGGAUGGUCAGGGGUUCUAAAGGGUGCAGCCACAUGUUUCUAUGCUUUCAUUGGCUUUGACAUCAUUGCUACCACAGGAGAGGAAGCAAAAAGUCCCAACACCUCUAUUCCAUAUGCUAUCACAGCUUCACUAAUUACCUGUCUCACAGCCUAUGUGUCUGUCAGUGUUAUAUUAACAUUAAUGGUACCUUACAAUAUGAUUGAUUCAGAAUCACCACUAAUGGAGAUGUUUGUAGCCCAUGGAUUCUAUGUUGCUAAAUUCAUUGUGGCCAUUGGAUCUGUAGCUGGGCUUACUGUCAGCCUGUUUGGGUCUCUGUUUCCCAUGCCCAGAGUCAUUUAUGCCAUGGCUGGUGAUGGAUUAUUGUUCAGGUUUUUGUCCCAUGUCAGCUCCUAUACAGAGACUCCUGUGGUGGCUUGUAUUGUCUCUGGAUUCCUUGCAGCCCUUCUCUCUCUGUUGGUCAGUCUUCGGGACCUAAUAGAAAUGAUGUCUAUAGGAACUCUCUUAGCAUACACCCUUGUUUCCGUGUGUGUACUACUAUUACGUUACCAGCCUGAAAGUGAUAUUGAUGGUUUUGUAAAAUUUCUGUCUGAGGAACACACCAAAAAGAAAGAAGGAAUCCUUGCUGACUGUGAAAAGGAAGCCUGUUCCCCCAUGAGUGAUGGAGAGGAGUUCUCAGGUCCUGCCACCAACACAUGUGGAGCAAAGAACCUGCCCUCUCUUGGAGACAAUGAAAUGCUGAUUGGGAAAUCUGACAAGGCCAACUACAAUAUGAACCACCCAAACUAUGGAACAGUGGACAUGACAUCUGGAAUUGAAGCUGAUGGUUCUGAAAAUAUCUAUCUUUUUAAACUGAAAAAAUUUAUUGGACCAAGAUAUUAUACAAUGAGGAUUCGUCUUGGCUUGCCUGGGAAAAUGGAUCGACCAACUGUUGCCACUGGUCGAACAGUGACCAUCUGUGUCAUGCUUCUGUUUGUCCUGUGUUUCAUUUUUUGCUCCUUUAUUAUAUUUGGUGCAGAUUACGUAUAUGACCAAGUAUGGUGGGCUGUCAUUUUGGUCAUUUUGAUGGUACUGCUUAUCAUUGUCUUGGUUUUUGUUAUUCUUCAGCAACCAGAGAACCCAAAAAAGUUGCCUUACAUGGCACCGUGUGUCCCUUUUGUCCCUGCAUUUGCAAUGCUGGUCAAUAUUUAUCUUAUGCUCAAACUGUCCUCUAUCACAUGGAUUCGAUUUGCUGUCUGGUGCUUUGUGGGUUUGCUGAUAUAUUUUGGCUAUGGAAUGUGGAACAGCACCUUGGAAAUCAGUGCAAGAGAAGAAGUUCUCCAUCAGAGCACAUACCAGCGAUAUGAUGUUGAUGACACUUUUUCAGUCGAUGAUGGUUACUCUAAUGCUCCAGAAGAAGAAAAAUCCCAAGACUGGGAAAAUGCAGAUACAAAAGGCCACUACUAUCAGCAAGCAGCAGAAGCACAGGACAGCAAUCGGACAAACACCAGAUCUAAAACUAAAGGGAAACAUAAGCAGGACUUUCAGGCACUGAUUGCCAAUGAGGAGUUGGACUACCCUGAGGAAUAAAAGUAAAACAUUGCUUUUUUCAUCCACCACAACUGUGGCCUAAAAUACAAGCAUUUCUGAGGCCCUAUAUAGGGGUUUCUCUAUCUCACACAGUGUACUGCUAAGUUGUAAACAAGUGUUUAACAGUUUGCUGAUUUUCAUACCUGUUUGGCUUAAAUUAUCUGGCAUAAAUUAUCUUAUAUUAACU